Messenger RNA from Puccinia graminis f. sp. tritici CRL 75-36-700-3, 5070 nucleotides. RefSeq lists its product as uncharacterized. NCBI's taxonomy places the organism in Eukaryota, Fungi, Basidiomycota, Pucciniomycetes, Pucciniales, Pucciniaceae. The record is from RefSeq and is a predicted model, not a curated record. Bases 73 to 4875 code for a protein of 1600 amino acids. Gene Ontology annotation, molecular function: ATP hydrolysis activity; microtubule binding; microtubule motor activity. The transcript is spliced from 10 exons. Gene Ontology annotation, biological process: cytoskeleton-dependent intracellular transport; microtubule-based movement. Gene Ontology annotation, cellular component: kinesin complex; microtubule.
AGAAAUCAAGUCAAGAUAGCUUGCUCUUCUUCCAAGAAAAAAUAAUAAUAAAUAAUUUCUCCACCAGAGGUCAUGUCGGGAAAUAUUAAGGUUGUGGUAAGAUGUCGGCCACUGAACUCGAGAGAGAUAGCGAGAGGGGCGAAAUGCUUGAUCAGGAUGGAAGCAGGCACGCACACGUUCCUAGACCCCCCACCGACCGAGAACGAGGCAGGCGCUGGUGACCAAAAAUCAAAAUCGAAAUCAUCAGCUACCGAUAAAGAGACCAAAAGUUUCGCUUUCGAUCACAGUUAUUGGUCCGCCUGUCCGAAGGAUGAGCCUGGCUACGCUUCGCAACAGACCCUAUACGAAGACCUCGGUGUCGACCUACUUAAUAACAGCUUCGAGGGUUAUAACUCUUGUAUCUUUGCUUAUGGCCAAACUGGUUCCGGAAAGUCAUAUUCAAUGAUGGGCUAUGGUCAAGAUCGUGGAAUCAUCCCAUUGACCUGUUCAGCUCUGUUCGACCGGAUACAAGAAAAGAAGUUGACUGACCCAGCGGUAUGCUAUACGGUCGAAGUUUCGUUUAUGGAAAUUUAUAAUGAGCGUGUUCGGGAUCUACUGAAUCCGAAGAACAAGGGGAAUCUUAGAGUCCGAGAGCAUCCCAGCUUAGGUCCUUACGUUGAAGACCUCUCGAAGCUGGCAGUCCAAUCCUACAGCGAUGUCGAAACUCUGAUGGAUGAGGGGAACAAAGCCCGAACGGUGGCGGCAACAAACAUGAACGAAACUUCCUCCCGUUCUCAUUCGGUCUUCACACUCUUGCUAACUCAGCGACGAAAAGAUGCGACAACAGGUAUGGAGGGCGAGAAGGUCUCAAGAAUCAGUCUGGUCGAUCUGGCAGGCUCGGAGCGUGCUAAUAGCACGGGUGCUACCGGUGUUAGACUCAAGGAAGGUGCUCAGAUCAACAAAUCUCUUACCACGCUCGGAAAGGUUAUCUCAGCCCUGGCUACUGCUGGUUCAUCCGGCCCUGGAAAAAAGAAGAAAGCCGACGACCAUGUUCCCUAUCGAGAUUCAGUAUUGACCUGGCUGUUGAAAGAUAGUCUCGGUGGUAACUCGAAAACUGCUAUGAUUGCUGCCAUCAGUCCGGCCGAUUACGAAGAGACUCUUUCGACCUUACGAUAUGCCGACCAGGCCAAGAAGAUCAAGAACAAGGCAGUUGUGAACGAGGACCCUAAUGCUAAAUUGAUACGAGAACUGAAAGAAGAACUGGACACUUUGCGCUCUCGGAUGAGUGGAGGUCAUAGCGAAGAUACUUAUGAUGUUACUCUGCCACCCGAAAAACAGAUCGUUAAAUAUCAAACCAAGAGCGGAGAGAUCAAAACGGUAACCAAGGCCGCCCUUCAAGAGCAAUUGGAGCAAUCGGAGAAACUAAUGAGCGAAGUUGCUCAGACCUGGGAAGAGAAAUUGAAAAACACUGAAGUCGUACAGAAAGAGCGAGAGCAAGCAUUGGAAGAACUUGGUAUCACCAUCGAGAAGAACAACGUCGGUGUCUAUACACCCAAGAGGAUGCCCCAUCUUGUCAAUCUCAACGAGGAUCCCUUAAUGUCUGAAUGUCUCAUCUACCAAAUUAAGCCUGGGACCACCACUGUCGGGAAUACUGAAACUACUGAGCCAUGCGACAUUCGACUUAGUGGUCGUAAUAUCCUUGCCCAACACUGUCACUUCGAAUCUGACAAGGAGACGGGUGCGGUCGAACUGUUUUCUCAUCCGAACGCGCCCACCAUGGUCAACGGACAACGCCUGAGCCCGGGCAAACCCAGGAAACUUCGAUCAGGUUAUCGAGUGAUCUUGGGAGAUUAUCACAUCUUCCGUUUCAAUCACCCAGAGGAAGUCCGUAAACACCGAGAGAAGGUGAAUACAGCUAGCGAGCCUGGGGCUGAACUUCGAUCGCCUCUGACCAAUGAUCACAACGGCUCAGCUUCGCCCCUUCAUCGACCCGAUACCCCAACUUCUAGCUCCGUCAUCGACCCACAAGACUAUCAUUACGCUCGGAGAGAAGCAGUGAUCUCAAAGCUGAAUGGCACCGAAGUCAAUCUUGAUGAAAUGGAUGAGGCCGAGUUCGAAAAGCUCUUUGAUGAUGUGGUCAGGCUGCGUAUGCAAAGAAAAGUUGGAACUAGCGUGAGCGGUCGAGAGAGUAGGAUGUCAUACAUUAGCGAAGAGGAAGAUAUUCUAUCUGCUUCCCAUCGACCGCCUUCCGGUAGCACGUUCGUUACAGACGAUACGAGUGUUGCUGGGUCGAUUUUUAAUGAUUUGGAGCUCACGAUCCCUGAGGAAGGGAAUCAAUUGAAACGCAGUCCCAGUGAUCUUGCAUCAAACGGAGCGAUCGAAACUGAACACCUGAGGCUAGAGAAGGAGCAGGUCGAAAAUCAAAUGAAAGAACUGAAAGAAGAAAUGGAACAAAAACUAGAGGUUCAGAAACAAAUGUUUCAAAAGAAGGUGAAGAAACUGAGGACGAAGAGCAUGCAAUUCAACCACAACGACUUAGACAUUGCGUUUGAGCUAGAAGAUUGGACACCACAAGAGCGCCAUCUGGCUCGGAUAUCAAUCAAACGGUGGAAAAAGCUGAACCGGGUGAAGAUUGCUGAGAAACUACUGAGAAAGGCUGUAAUCCUCAAGGAAGCCAACGUGAUUAGUCGAGAAUUGAAUAAGAUGGUGACUUACCAGUUUAUCAUUGUAGACCGAUCGCCCCUUGAGCUCACCACCUCGGCCCUAGAAUCGAUCAAGGGACUGAGUGAAUUUGAUGAUGUGUCGGAUCCCGAAUUGAGCGAUCGAUCAAAUAGACCCUGCAUCGGCAUCAAGGUUCUCGACAAACGUCACAGGUCGGUUUAUCUUUGGUCGCUCGAUAAACUCGAGACGAGGGUGAGCCAGAUGCGGAACCUGUUCAACUUUAUCGACAAGCCCGAAUUCUCUCAGCAUUUCAAUUGGGAAGACCCUUUCUACGACCCAUCGCCACCCUUAUAUUCUUUCAUUGCCCAUGCGUUCAUUCCUUUAGGUCCAAUAUACCGCAACACGCCCAUCAAAACUACUCUGUCACUAUAUAGUCCAUAUACCUUGGCCUCCAUCGGCACUUGUCGCAUCCAAAUCCGAACUAUCGGUAUCGCACCUCCGGCCCGAACAGGCAUUCUACUCAACUCUCCCAACGGCACUAUCCAGCCUGCUGUUAAUGAAAGUUUGUGUCCAUUGGUAGAUGAUGCGAAAAUCACGCUUGAGAUCAUCAUUGAUGAAGUGGUCGGAUUGACUUCGAGGGACUUUUCGUCGGUGCAUUGUCAGUUUCGAGCAUCAUCUAUCACGGGUGUACUCAAGGACGGUACCGAGGACCAUGUGUGGAGCUCCAAGGCGUUUGAUUUGCCGUGCGAUCAGAAAGAGAUGGUCUUGAAGCAAACCAUCUCGGUUGUCAUGAGCCCGCAAACGAAGAGCCAUCUCGCUCAUGGAUGUGCACCGAUCGAGUUCUUCGGACAAUUGAUGCCAAGCUAUUUGGAUCGGCUGGAACGUCAGGAUGAGAAAAAGGCUGAAGAAAAGAAACUGCUUGAUGAUAAUGGCGGCCGCUCGGAACUCCUCAGUCCUCAGUCCGACUCCGCUUGUCCCACUCUUAAUCAGCAAUCGACAGCUUCGAUAAUUCGGAUGAGACAACCGGAAACCGAAUUUGUUGUAGAACAGAUGCAUGACGUGACGAGUGCGAUUAGAAUGCUUGAACUAACCGCACUUGGGGACUAUCAGUCGACGACAAUCAUCUCACAGAAUGCGCUCGAUCCGGGGGUGUUCUACCUCAGACAGGGUCUCCAGCGGAAGCUUGCCAUCAGAUUGACGCAUAACUCUGGUCGUCAGUUUGGGUGGCAACGGAUGGAGAAGGUCGAGAUGGGCAAUGUGAGGCUGCUCGAUGGCCAGGGUCGGAUCCACAGUUCGAAGGUGGACAGAUGGGUCACCAUCAAGGCCUCCAAGAAGCCGGUCGUCCAUUUCGAAGCCGACGGGACAUCGUGGAUGGAUUACGUGGGCAAUUGGGAUGCGGGUGGUCAUGAAUCUCAUUACUUGGAUCGAGUCACCCAAAGUGAGCAGAGGGUAUUGGUUGAACUUCGGUGGGAGGUCGAGGCCAAGAACUGUGUGGAGCCGAUCAAGUUUAGGACGGAUAUCGGGAUGGUCGUCAAAGGGACGCGAUCAGAGAAAAGGCUGAAAGGAUGGAAAACUAGGGGCCUUGGUUUGUUGACCGAAUGGAUCAACUUCCGGGACUCGAUCCUUCUCAAAACUGAAGUCGACGGAAUCAAAGCUAUCGUCACUUCUCUCACUCUUAAAUCCAUCAAUGAGCUCGAUGAGCGGCUUAAGAAUCCGGAACCGGGGGCUGCUGAUCUAUUCAAAAUCGGCAAAAGCUUAGAGUUAUGGCAAAAGCGAUUUGGCCCUAAAGGCAAUAUGAAAUUUUUAGAGGAACCUCAACUGAUUGUCCUGGAUCAACAACCAAUUGAAAGCCCCUCGACACCAAAACAGACGUUUGAAUCACCAAAGAAUCGGAGACUAAAGGCUGAAGUGAGACUAAUACCACGACAUGAAAACGCAAUCAGGAAGGGUAAACUCAACGUCUUGCGGGAUCCGACGCGAGAUGAUUGGGUUAAUCGAUGGUUCGUGUUGAAGCGUCCAUAUUUAUAUAUUUAUGAGAAGAAUGAUGAGGUCGAGGAACUCGGUGUGAUCAACCUUCUCAAUGUACACAUCGAUUCAAAUCCCGAAAUGGAACUCAUGUUGAAUAGGAAGAAUAUCUUUGCGAUUUAUUCGUCAACCAAUUCGUAUUUCUUAGAGUGUCUGAAUCCGAAGGAUCUGGCGGAAUGGUGUCUAGCUAUCAAACCAUUAAUCGAAUAAACCAGCACACUAGAAAAAUAUUUUUUUUUGAAAAAAAAAAAAAAAACAUCCUAUCCAAACAUAGACCAUAUCUUUAUUCAUCAUCAAUAUAUAAUUAUAUAUCUUCUUCUCUCAGUCAGUCAUUCAUAACUAUGCAAGUGUUGUCUUCAAUCGCUAGUGUAUAUACUAUAGCUGCUCAACCCUUUUCUUCUUCUU